Messenger RNA from Fusarium redolens, 1164 nucleotides. RefSeq names its product B-cell receptor-associated protein 31-like-domain-containing protein. The record is from RefSeq and is a predicted model, not a curated record. NCBI's taxonomy places the organism in Eukaryota, Fungi, Ascomycota, Sordariomycetes, Hypocreales, Nectriaceae. The transcript has 4 exons. Bases 219 to 860 code for a protein of 213 amino acids. Gene Ontology annotation, biological process: intracellular protein transport; endoplasmic reticulum to Golgi vesicle-mediated transport. Gene Ontology annotation, cellular component: endoplasmic reticulum membrane; endoplasmic reticulum.
CGACAGCUUUCCCAGCUCUGCCAGGUUCAGGUCCAAACUGACCACCUUUGUCAUUCUUCCUCUUUGCACCUUACCUACAAAUACGAAGACCAUCGCAAUCGGAAGCUUUUCUCUCUCUCUUAUAACACCAACACUCUACGACUAAACAACUCUCUCUCUUGAGCUUCUCAAUCUUCACCUAUUUCACUUUUUGUUUACCCCUCGUCACCGCCGUCACAAUGACGCUCUACUAUACUCUUGUCUUCAUGCUUCUCGUCUUCGAGAUGGCGCUUUUCAUGCUCCUGAUCGUCCCCAUGCCCUUCAACGUGAAGCGCAAGAUCUUCACCUUCAUCUCCGAGAGCCCUGUUGUCGCGAAGAUUCAAUACUGGAUGAAGAUUACCUUUGUCUUUAUCCUAAUUCUCUUUGUUGACAGCGUCAAUCGUGUCUACCGCGUCCAGCUCGAGCUCGCCGCCGCCUCCGAACAGUCCAAGCAGGGAGGAGCUGCCGCCGUUAUGGGCCACGAACGCCUCGAAGUCCAAGCCCGCAAGUUCUACUCCCAGCGCAACAUGUACCUUUGCGGUUUCACCCUCUUCCUUUCGCUCAUCCUUAACCGCACCUACGUUAUGAUCCUCGAGGUGAUGCGUCUGGAGGACAAGGUCCGCGCUUACGAGGGUACUAAGAGCGAUACCAAGGAGGCUGAGAAGCUUGCCGUUGCCGGUAAGCCCGGUGAGCUUGCCCGUCUCCGAAAGGAGCUCGAGCAGAAGGACCAGGACCUCAAGACCUUGAAGAAGCAGAGCGAGCAGCUCCACAAGAGCUACGAUGAGCUUAGCGACAAGUACGCUGCUACCCAACAAACCGGCGAGUCCAGAAAGGGUAUCUAAGGAGUGUAUGUUAUACAUUGCUCCACAAAAGGACACCCGCCCACCCAAGGAUAUCGACACCUGAUCUAUUGUUGACCUGUCUGGGCGAAAGAAAAGAGACUGGGUCUGCGCCUGUCAGGGCAUAUACAAACAGCAACAGACCUGGGCCAGAUGAAGUGGAAGAUGUAAAAUAGCGUUAUAACGGUUACUGGGUUAAGCACCGGCGCAGAGUUGGCGAUCGGACGUGGACAGGACGAUCGACUAUUUGAGAUUGUAUUAGGAAUUUCUCCAUGUAUAGAAUCGUGACGUUGGAUGAUAGGCGCCU